AUGGUUUUCUUCAGAAUAACCUUGGCGAGAUCCACUAUUGGCUUACCAAAGUCGCUGAAGGCUGUCAUCAGCAGUCUGGGUUUGGGUAAAACCGGUUCCACCGUUUACCGGAGGGUUACUCCUUCAGUAGCAGGUUCCAUAGCCAAAGUCAAACAAAUCGUCAAAGUCGACGUUAGUGAGCAUGCUUUGAACAAAGAGCAGCAAAGACAAUUGAGAAAGUCAAAUCCAGGCUUUGUCGUUGAAAAAAGGGUGUAA
Lachancea mirantina is the source of this 255-nucleotide messenger RNA. The record is from the annotation of a GenBank genome assembly. Lineage: Eukaryota; Fungi; Ascomycota; Saccharomycetes; Saccharomycetales; Saccharomycetaceae.